Messenger RNA from Numida meleagris (helmeted guineafowl), 4284 nucleotides. It is a transcript of the gene SLC66A1L, whose product is annotated as PQ loop repeat containing 2 like. The transcript has 11 exons. The record is from RefSeq and is a predicted model, not a curated record. Bases 573 to 1691 code for a protein of 372 amino acids. NCBI's taxonomy places the organism in Eukaryota, Metazoa, Chordata, Aves, Galliformes, Numididae.
ACCGCUGCGGGCGGAGGGCGGGGCGGCCGGGGCGGCUCCGCUCCGUGCGGUGCAUGGGGCCUCACCGCGCUGCCGGGGCGCGGGGCGGCUGAGGGGGCCGUGGGGUCCGGUGCGGGAGCCUCCAUCCUUCCUUCCCCGCAGGGCUUGGGCCGGCGGAGCAGCAGCAGCAGCAGCAGCAGCAGCAGCAGCAGCAGCCCAGGGCAGGUCCCAUGAUGACAGUUCUCUCGAGAGGCAGCCAGCUUCUGCAGAAAACUUGUUCCAGCACUGAGCACUGCAGGUACCUGAAAUCUGAAAAGAGAAGAAAAAAAGCCAAUUUCUCCCUGACUGGCCAAGUUCGUUUAUGAGAUUGGAAAUAACUGUGAUCUCAAGCAUCCGUCUGCAUGCAGAGGUUUUUCACAGCGGAUAUUCAGCAUUGGUAAACGGAUUUUCGGAUUUGCAUGGGGUAAAAAUGAAGGCAGAAAUAAACUUCUGAAACUGAGUCGCAGUCCAGGAAUGAUGGCUUCCCAGCUGUAUACAUAUGCUUUCAAUAUCUCCCCAAUAGAGAAUAGGAGUCUGUGUAUAAAUGGAACACCAUGGAUUUGGCAUCUUCUAGAAGAAUGUGUCGAGAAUGCGUGGGAGUACUGGAGCGUUGUCAUAGGACUGAUUUCCAUUGUCUGUUUUCUGUUUGCUGCACUACCUCAAAUUUACGUUGCCUGUCGGAAUGGAAAGGUGGACCAAGCGCUGUCUUUGGGCUUUCUGCUGUGUUGGAUAGCUGGAGAUCUCACAAAUCUUAUAGGCUGCUAUUUAGCAAAUCAACUGCCAAUUCAGAAAGAUGUAUGUCACUCCCCUAUGGAAGUUUUCCUAAGCUGGAGGUGGACACAAGAGUGGAUGGAGAUGUCUUCUGUUUUACAACAUCGUGUGCAGCUCUGUUCCAUCUCCCUCAUUGUAAAGGGGGAAGAGAGACUCUCAGUUCUGACUUCUUGAGGCAGGAGGCACUAAGAUGGGGAGAUUCCAGACUGCUAGGAAACUGGGUAGAGCAGACUCCAGCAUCAGGGCAGGAAAAGAUUGAUCAGUCUGCCCAGACUGUCACUGCCAUCUCUUACGUUAACAUGGAUGUAAUUUUGAUUUCACAAUUUGUCUACUACAAGCUCAAGAAUCAGAAGAUGAUGAAAUGCAGCAAAAGCCUGAAGAAUUUCUGUGUAACCUGGAUCUUGAUGUGUGUAACCCUGUGUAUUGUUUUACCCUGCCAGCUGUUAAUAAGAAACCAAGAUCAGAGUUCAGUAAUGGAAAGGAGUAAUAACUCUCUUGAUAUGAUUGAAAUGUCAGGCUUCGUUUGUGGCUAUAUAUCUUGUGUAUUUUACUUGGGAAGUAGAUUUCCUCAGCUGUAUAAAAAUUUUCAGAGAAAGUCAACAGAAGGCACCUCUUACCUGUUGUUUGCAUUAGCCAUGCUGGGAAACUGUACGUAUGGCCUCAGCCUUGUCUUAAAGAUGCCUACUACUGAAUCUUUCCGAGCCCUCUACUUUUUACACCAUCUUCCGUGGCUGCUCGGGAGCUUUGGAGUUUUGUUACUAGAUGUUUUUGUGACUGUGCAGUUCCUUCUGUAUGGUCAGCACAAGGGGAGACAGCAUGCACUGGUGGCACUGGAGGUGGAGCCGCUGCUGCUGGGCGAGGAGCAGCCUAGCACUGUGCUCAGCCCUGCUCACGCCUGGUGAAUGCAAUGGAUGCAGGUGCUUCGUGCUCUCUCCCGGUGGAUAAUUUCCCCCGUGCUUCUCCUGGUGGGGCUCCAGGAGCCAGCAGGAUGGCAGUGUAUGAGGCACAGACAGAGGAAACCACCUUCAUUUGCCCAUCUGUGCGUCUAAAACUGCAGGAACUUGUGCAGAGCACAGUCUGGGAGCAGCAGCGCUGGCUGGCACAGGACAGGAGCCGUGACGUGUCCUGGCAGCCUUGCGUCUGCAAGAUGUAAGGUGCUUGGAUGCUGUGCUGCUGUUGCUACAAAACACCCCAGGAAGGGCUGCCAGUGGUCCGAACCCUGCCUGUUUCUUGUGUGUGUAACACUCCCAUGCCGUUUUCCUAGUGCUGCUGUGGGAGCAUUGCAGCAGGCAGAGCACGGAAUGUUGGCUGCCCCAGCUCCUGCUGUGCUGCCCAGGUGCAACGCAGCACCAACCUCCAGCAGGACCACUUUCAUCUGCCUCCCUCCCUGCCCAGAAGCUCCAAAGCUGCUUCUGUGUAGCAAGGCAGCUAGCGGUGAGCGGGUGCUGUGUUCUGGUGGUGCCCGCUGCCCAAACUGCAGCUUAAAAUCCGCAUCUUGCCGAGCAAAAGGGUUUGUAGUGCUAGUCGUGCUGCAUUCAGCACUUACCAUUGGUGUACGUCUGCUACGGAUUGCACACCGUGUCCGGGUCAGCUGAGAGCUGGGAUGAGUUAGAGGGGCUUGGAACAAGGUCUGCGUUGUGCCAGGGCCCUUGGUGCCAGCUUCAAUUGCUGCGCACUCACAGCAUUUAGCUUACAACAGAUUAUAAUACGCAUUCCAGUUGUAUGAUGUGAAGCUUUACAGCGUAUCUUUGUUCCUAAUCUUCCCCAUGCCAACGUGUAUCAUUGCAAUCUUCCUACCUACAUCAGACAAAUUACUUCAGUCGUUGCUUUGAAGCCCAGUGCAACCAACAAAUGCAGCGUGAUGCUCAUGGUCACUGCCACGGCCUGAAGAUGCCCCAAGCACAGCUCAGAAGAUGGGUUUUAUUUAAAAUGCUUUUUAUUCGAUGUUUCAUUUUAUAGUUAAAAAUGAGUAUAUGAGGAGGGCAUAUUAAAUGCUGAUCUUCUUGCUGAACUAUUUGCUAAUGUAAUUUUUGGUACCACAUCACGGGGAAGCUCUGAAUUCUUUUAUUUUUAUGUAAAAGCGCUGUCACAAAUCCAAGCAAGUUUUCAGCGUGAUGAGACCCUUAAAGAAGAGUUUUUCUCUUUUUGUUGUUAUUGAUGUCUCCUGAAAAGGAUAUCCUUAAGAUAUAGGGACAGCUAUAGCUGCUGGUACUCUGAAUUGCUAUGAGGGCUCGUGCUGCAAAGAGAGCCUUGACAAUGAUGGAUAACCUCCACAACUUCUCAAUAGCGGGUUUUGUUUAUCCUGCCUCUUCUUUGUGUUUGUGUCGAGUUUUUCACUUGGGGCUACGCUCAGCCUUUAAACACCGGCUCUGCCGCUCUCGCAUCGCCUCCCUCCUCCCCCUGCAGUAAACGGGCGGUGGACAUGGCCCCAGCCCCACACCAACAGUGGGUCUGGGUGAAAGUGAGGAUUCCUGAGUGACUUUGUGUGCGUGCCAGAGCAAGUGACGCUGCGAGAGGCCAAACCUUCAGAGCCUUUGCUCCUGGCUGUGCACAGAUCAGGAGCAGAGCCCGGGAUGCCGCGGGGCUUCCCACCAUCUCUGUGACUUUUCCCCCUCCUUCUGUUGGAGCUCUUUGGUUUUGGUUGAAAGGUUUUAAUAAAAUCACUGCUCUAAUGUAGAAAGACUUUUCCUGACAGCUUCGCAAUACUUGUAUAAACUCCCUGGUUUCUGGUUCAGUAGUUUUCAUUAAGAUGAUCUGGUGGAAGCUGGGGAGUAAAUGUGCAUGUGUGCACUCGGGGUGAGGAUGGAAGGGAGUUGUGUUGCACUGGAAAUCUUGGGCAGGAGACAAGCGGGUGCUUUGACCGUACUGCCUGAGUAAUAAAACAUUCGUAGGCAUGGGACAUGGCUCGUGAAACUCUGCAAAACCUUCCUUGCUCAGAAAGAAUUGGCCAUGGAGCAACUUUAAAAAGGCAGGGAGAGAAGGAUGUGGGAAGAGGAGCGAUGGGUACCGCAGUGAAGGUGCUGGGGCAGAAGCGUUGUCCUUGGGGUUGUCCCUGGGGUUGUCCUUGGGGUUACCAAAGCCCAAUCUGAGCCAAACCCCACAGCGAGCCCCGGGCACAGGGCUCUGGGGUUUGCAGUGCAAGCCCACCUCUAAUUAAUAGCAGUGUUUGCUUAAGGAGAUCAAUGUCUGUCCUUGACCUCAAUGCACAAUUUGAGCUAUUACUGUAUCACUAGAUAUGAAAUGAACUAUAAUACAUCUGAGAGGCAAACCGCUUAUUAUCGAACCCGGUAAUACAGAUGAGAAUCUUUUAUUAUAUCAAAUGAAAGCCGUGUGGUUAUAUUUAAAUACUCCGUCUGCUGAAGGCUGCAGUGAGAGACUUUUCCGCAGCUAAUUCACCGAGCAGCGGCUGGAGGCUAACCCGUGCCCCCGGCUCGCAUUAGCUCUCCCAAGAAGAGAAAUUGUUUGGGGGGAGAAGCUCUGCUAGCCAUGAUUAAA